AUGGCUUCGGUUUCUGCACACAAGGGUGACCUCAAGGUUAAAAAUGAAGGGAGCUCGCCGUCAGGCAGUGUCGAGGUCGUGGGCAUCAACGAGAAGGCAUUGUUGCGAAAACUAGACUACCGUCUUCUGCCACCACUUACAUUACUAUACUUGCUUUCUUUCUUGGAUCGCAGCAAUGUGGGGAAUGCGCGACUCGAAGGAAUGACCGAUGACAUCCAGAUGUCAGGAGAUCAAUACCUGACUGGCUUGACGCUGUACUUUAUCGGUUAUGUCCUUUUUGAGCUGCCCUGCAAUGUUGUCCUGAAGAACACCACCCCAAGACAGUGGCUACCGACAUUGACGCUCAUCUGGGGUGUGGUCGCGACUUUGUUGGGAAUCGUACAAAACUACCCAGGCUAUCUGGCAUCAAGAUUCUUUCUUGGUGUGGCAGAAAGUGGCCUCUUCCCAGGUGUUGUCUUCUAUCUGUCGAUGUGGUAUAAGCGUAAUGAACAGCAUUACCGAGUGGCUCUCUUUUUCAGUGCUGCAUCACUGGCCGGUGCCUUUGGUGGUAUCCUUGCUUGGGCAAUCGCUCACAUGAAAGGUGUUGGCGGCCUCAAUGGAUGGCGUUGGAUUUUCAUUCUGGAAGGACUGUUGACUGUGAUCGUGUCCUUGCUCGCAUACUUCUGGGUAUACAACUAUCCAUCCACAGCCGAGUUUCUGUCAGAGGAAGAGCGGCAAUUUAUUCAAUUGCGCCUGAAAAACGACAGUGAUGCCACCUUCGAUGAAGAGUUCACCUGGUCCGCAGUUCUAGAAGCUAUCAAGGACCCCAAGGUGUGGCUUUAUGGGCUCGGAUUCCAUACCAUGUCGCUCCCUCUAUAUACCCUUUCACUCUUUUUGCCCACAAUCAUCAAGGAGUUAGGGUUCUCCGCCGCAAAGGCUCAACUCCUGUCCGUGCCGCCAUACGCUGUGGCGUUCGUCCUCACCAUCAGCGUUGCAAUUGCUUCUGAAAAGACUCGCAUUCGUGCACCGUUCAUCAUGGGCUCAUCUGCCCUUGGUUGUAUUGGGUACAUCCUCCUCCUAUCACAGCAUCGUGCGGGUGUAUCUUAUUUGGGAACUAUUUUUGCGGCGGCAGGAAUCUAUCCAGCUGUCGCAAUUGUACUGUCUUGGCCUGCUAACAAUGUGUCUGGUCAAACGAAACGGUGCAUUGCGAACGCCCUGCAAAUCUCAAUCGGUAAUUUAGGAGCGGUUCUUGGAACACAGCUGUAUCGGACGGAGUCUGCGCCACGAUAUUUCCUGGGCCAUGGCUUCGCGUUAGGUUAUCUCGUAGCCAACAUUAUCGUUGUGGCAAUCUUGUGGCUGGUUCUUCGACGAGAGAAUGCCGAAAAAGAACGCCUCAGAGAAGCGCAAGGCUUGACACCCUUGAUGGGAGAUGUCGGUGAUGCUGAAGGAGAUUUCCAGGGAGACCAAGAUCCUCGAUGGUUCGAGGACCACACCUCGCUCUACGAAUGA
Penicillium nucicola is the source of this 1488-nucleotide messenger RNA. RefSeq lists its product as uncharacterized. The coding region runs from base 1 to 1488 and encodes 495 amino acids. Gene Ontology annotation, biological process: transmembrane transport. The transcript is spliced from 8 exons. Gene Ontology annotation, molecular function: transmembrane transporter activity. Gene Ontology annotation, cellular component: membrane. The record is from RefSeq and is a predicted model, not a curated record. Lineage: Eukaryota; Fungi; Ascomycota; Eurotiomycetes; Eurotiales; Aspergillaceae.